GACUACACCGUCCCGAUUCUGCCUCCCUCUGCCGUCCUGCCACACAACUGGCUACGUACCGAGACGCGGUGCACGACCACACGCUCCAUUCACAUCAUCAGCCAGCACCUUCAGGAACUGUGGAACGGACUGACGACGUCUCGCCCCCAACAUGCUGACUGGAUGGAGAGCCGUCCUCGCCAGAUGCUGCAUCCAGCAGCGCUACGUGCUCUCGGUGAUGGGAUUCCUGGCGAUCGCCAACGCGUACACGAUGCGCACCAGUCUGUCGGUGGCCAUCACGGAGAUGGCGUGCAGCGGCCCCUCAGCAGGCUCCAGCACUGGAAACUCCUCCUCCAACGACAGCCAGCCAGAUGUCGGCCUGCAGUGCCCCGCUGACGACGAAUUCGAGGCCAGCUCGUGCGGGCUGGCCGAGUUCGACUGGGACGAGGAGACGCAGGGCCUGAUCCUGAGCUCGUUCUUCUGGGGCUACAUCGUGACGCACCUGCCCGGCGGCAUGCUGGCCGAGCGCUUCGGCGGCAAGUACUCGCUGGGUCUGGGCAUCCUGUGCACGGCCAUCUUCACGCUGCUGUCGCCGGUGGCCGCGCGCUACGGCGGCUCCGGCUGGUUCAUCGCCAUCCGUGUCCUCAUGGGUCUCGGAGAGGGAACUACGUUUCCUGCCCUGAACGCGCUUCUGGCACAGUGGGUUCCUGUUAGCGAAAGAGGCACUCUUGGAUCUCUCGUCUUUGCUGGUUCCCUGAUCGGAAACAUCGUGGCUAACGCAGUGAGCGGCGUCGUGAUAGAGGCGACGCAGAGCUGGGACAGCGUCUUCUACCUGUUCGGCGGUAUCGGAGUUCUCUGGUUCAUCCUCUGGCAACUGCUCUGCUACAGCGACCCCAACUCCCACCCAUUCAUCUCGGACGAGGAGAAAAAGUACCUCAACGAAACUAUUGGAAACGUGGACAGAAAGGAGGAUCUUCCACCAAUACCAUGGUUCCACAUGUUGAAAUCUAUUCCUCUCUGGGGUCUGAUCUUCGCUCAAAUUGGCCACGAUUGGGGUUUCUACACUAUGAUUACAGACCUACCAAAAUACAUGAAGAAUGUUCUCAGAUUUUCCAUUUCUGCUAAUGGUCUGCUGUCGGCGCUACCCUAUGUUGCUAUGUGGCUCUCUUCAGUUGCCUCUGGCUGGCUUGCGGACUGGAUACUUGUGCGUGGGUACAUGAAUACAACUAACGUCCGGAAAGUAUUCACAAUCGUAGCCGCCAUUGGACCCGCCGCUGGCAUUAUUGGAGCGUCGUACGCAAACUGUGACCGGGUAACCGUGGUGGCGCUGUUCACGGUCGGGAUGGCCCUGAUGGGGACGUUCUACCCCGGUAUGAAGGUGAACGCGCUGGACCUCAGCCCCAACUACGCCGGCACGCUGAUGGCCUUCGUCAACGGCGCUGGCUCCAUCACGGGCAUGGUGGCCCCGUACCUGAUCGGAGUUGUUGCCUACAACAGUACUCUGGAAGAGUGGAGGAUAGUCUUCUGGAUAACAUUCGGGAUACUCGUUGUAACUGGAAUCAUAUUCUUUUUUACUGCCUCUGGGGAAGUUCAGUACUGGAAUAAUCUAUAUACGACGAAGGACGAAGAAACUGGAACCCACAACAAAGACAAAGACGCUACGGAUCCAUACGAGAUGAGGACGAAGCCACCAGCCUACACUCCGUGAGACGGGGCAGUCGUCGUCGUCGUGAGCUGUGUUACCACUGGAGUACAAAGUUCCUUUUCAUGCAUCAAAUGCAUACUUUUUUGUUUUAAUGGAAAUUCCAUUAGCUGAUAGUCUUUUUAGAAAGACGCUGUUGACUUUAUCUCGGAUGUAUCGUAUAUACGCAGCGGCGCUCAAGGCCCUGCGUAAAAAAUAACGUAUUCACGGGAAGCACGUCCACCGAUGGUGCUUACGAUCUGCCUUCACAUUCUGUUAGGCAGAAAGCUGAGUGAGGUCUGCAACUGCGAGCGCAAUGGAGCCGCAACUGUAAAUUUUUUCUUAACUUCCCUUUCUGUCACAUGAAAACUCAAACAUAAUCGCCAAAUUUCAUAAUUAAUACAGCAUCGCUUCUUACUGCAGCCACGAUCGCGAAUACCUCUUCGUUUCGUUUCGUUCGGUAAAAAAAGCAGACAUGAGGUGCUUCCAGAGAGAACGAUUAGCAAGCUUUAAAUCAUACAAUCAAGAAUUUUGGAGCUUCCGCGGUUCUUCAGUUUGUGUCACUGUUUUCGAUCACACUGAUGGCAGCGAAUUAUAAAUUUUAACGCUAUCUCCUCCACACAACUUGAAUUCUUUCAUAUCGGAGUGCAACACACUACAUUGUACUGUAAUUGGUACAAUAAUAUUGUUCCAUCUGAUACUUCAUUACGACACAGGUUAAGUUACAAUGCGUGUAUUUAAUAAUCGCUUCCUUAAAAAAAAUCCCAGCUUAACCAAAACAGAAAUAUGAGUCUGUGUGAAUAAUUUCUGUUGAAAAAUGGUGUUAAUCUAUGAUUAUAAGAGUUAUCUCGCUGCAACAAUGCAUUAACAGAAAACAACAAUAAUCUGAUCGCGCUUUGAAAAUGAGUAUCACAAAAGUGACAUUACGUAUCCAAUGAAAAAUAGUGGCGAGAAAUGAGGCAAAUACUGCUCUUAAACGUUGCACAUUGAAAUGAACAAUGCAUAAGAAAAAAUUCCGAUCAGAUAUGCAUUAUUAACGGUAUAAUGUUUGAAAAACAAUUUACAUACGGAAAUUUGCUUUCACCGCACAACCUGAGUUACAACUAAAAAUUCAUGAACUUAUUUGCAAACAAUAUUUACCAUGCAAAAGACCUGCCGUUUGCGUUUAUUUGUGUAAAUUAUAUUUAGUAACGUGCACUUCUGUGAAGUCCUGUUAUAUUAUAUGCAAAAAAAUCAAUAUGGCGCAUUUCGGUGUCUUAUUUUUUCAACAAGCUUUAUCUCGAUUAAUGAACUGUACAUAUCUCGAUUUUCAGUUAUUGAAGGAAAAAUGCUUUGUAGGAAAAGAUACUUUUAUUUUUUGACGUUUGAGAUUUGAUGUUAA
Molecule: messenger RNA, 3041 nt
Organism: Schistocerca nitens (vagrant locust)
Lineage: Eukaryota; Metazoa; Arthropoda; Insecta; Orthoptera; Acrididae
Product: putative inorganic phosphate cotransporter
Exons: 10
Coding region: 152-1687 (511 amino acids)
Biological process (GO): monoatomic anion transport; transmembrane transport
Cellular component (GO): membrane
Molecular function (GO): transmembrane transporter activity
Source: RefSeq, a predicted model, not a curated record